CUUUCUCACUCACCUCUACAGCCGUCUUUUCAACCUACAAAAAAAUGAAUCUUACACUUUAUACAGUUCACGCUAUUUUAAUUUUAGAUUCAUCAGGAGAACGUAUUUUUGCAAAGUACUGUCAACCGCCUCAUAUUGUUUUUCAGGCAGGAACAGCUCGCUCAAAUUUAUAUACAACAGUUAAGAGUCAAAAAGCCUUUGAAAAAGGCCUCUGGGAGAAGACUAAAAAGACAAAUAAUGAGAUUAUUUUAUAUGAAAAUUAUAUGGUGGUUUAUAAAACAUCGAUCGAUAUUACUAUGUAUAUUGUAGGUGGACAGGAUGAAAAUGAAUUGAUGCUAUGUGAGGUCUUAACGACGCUUAAGGAGGCAUUAGAGAUUCUUUUAAAAAUGUUGAUUGAUAAGCAUGCAUUGUUAGAAAAUUAUGAUUUGCUUUCGCUUGUAGUUAAUGAAAUAUGUGAUGAUGGGAUUAUUGUAGAGACAGAACCAACAGUAAUUGCUUCGAGAAUUGCACGUCCUUCAUUUUCAGAUGUAAUUUCUCAUGUUGAUUUAAGUGAAAAAGGGUUAAUGAACGCUUAUCAAAUAGCUAAAGAGAAGCUAACAGAACGUAUUUUGAAAGGAAAUAUGUAAAGAUGAAUUUGUUCUUGGUAAAAAAUAUAAUUUAUAUGAAUUAUAU
This is a messenger RNA of Pneumocystis carinii B80, 672 nucleotides long. RefSeq lists its product as hypothetical. The coding region runs from base 45 to 626 and encodes 193 amino acids. Gene Ontology annotation, biological process: retrograde vesicle-mediated transport, Golgi to endoplasmic reticulum; intracellular protein transport; intra-Golgi vesicle-mediated transport. The transcript has 4 exons. Lineage: Eukaryota; Fungi; Ascomycota; Pneumocystomycetes; Pneumocystales; Pneumocystaceae. Gene Ontology annotation, cellular component: COPI vesicle coat. The record is from RefSeq and is a predicted model, not a curated record.